Momordica charantia (bitter melon) is the source of this 6242-nucleotide messenger RNA. RefSeq names its product RNA polymerase II transcription mediator (gene SWP). NCBI's taxonomy places the organism in Eukaryota, Viridiplantae, Streptophyta, Magnoliopsida, Cucurbitales, Cucurbitaceae. Gene Ontology annotation, biological process: regulation of transcription by RNA polymerase II. Gene Ontology annotation, molecular function: transcription coregulator activity. Gene Ontology annotation, cellular component: mediator complex; core mediator complex. The record is from RefSeq and is a predicted model, not a curated record.
AUUAAAAAAAUAAACCUACAAAAACGAAGCUGAGAGAAAGAAAGCUUUUUUGGUGAUAAAACUGUGGAUUUUCCCAACUGUGGUGUUCGUUCCUGAAAUUUACCUGUCCGAAACCCUAGCUUCCAUGAUUUCUGCAUUAUAGAUCUCCCACUUCCUCCUCGCCCAGAAGUUGGGAGAGAGAACGAGCCUCUACAACCAUGGCAGCAGAGCUAGGGCAACAGACGGUGGAGUUCUCCGCCCUCGUCUCCCGGGCUGCCGAGGAUUCCUUCCUUUCCCUCAAAGACCUCGUCCACAACUCCAAGUCCUCCGACCUAUCCGAUUCCGAGAAGAAGAUUAACAUCCUCAAGUAUGUUGUCAAGACCCAGCAGAGGAUGCUCCGCCUUAAUGCCCUUGCUAAGUGGUGCCAACAGGUUCCGUUGAUUCAAUAUUGUCAGCAACUUGCAUCAACUUUAUCGAGUCAUGAUACAUGUUUUACACAAGCUGCAGAUUCUUUAUUCUUCAUGCAUGAGGGGCUACAGCAAGCUCGUGCACCUAUCUAUGAUGUUCCAUCUGCCACUGAAAUUCUUCUUACAGGCACCUAUGAGCGUCUACCAAAAUGUGUAGAAGACAUAAGUAUUCAGGGAACACUUACCGAAGAUCAACAAAAGAAUGCGUUAAAAAAGUUGGAGAUACUAGUACGGUCUAAGUUACUGGAAGUUACACUUCCUAAAGAAAUUUCUGAAGUAAAAGUCACUGAUGGUACAGCACUACUUCGUGUAGAUGGGGAAUUUAAGGUUUUAGUUACUCUAGGCUACAGAGGGCACUUGUCACUGUGGAGAAUACUGCAUUUAGAGCUGCUAGUUGGGGAGAGAAGGGGACCUGUGAAACUGGAAGAAUUGCAUCGUCAUGCUCUUGGAGAUGAUUUAGAACGCAGAAUGGCUUCCGCUGAAAAUCCGUUCUCCACAUUGUAUUCAAUUUUGCAUGAACUUUGCAUCUCGCUUGUUAUGGACACUGUCUUAAAGCAAGUACAUUCUCUUAGACAAGGAAGAUGGAGAGAUGCUAUUCGGUUUGAGCUCAUAUCUGAGGGUAUUACUGGCAGUUCUGCACAAUUGAACCAAGAUGGAGAAACUGACUUAUCUAGUCUACGAACCCCUGGGUUAAAAAUCAUGUAUUGGUUGGAUUUUGAUAAAAACACCGGUAGUUCUGAUCCAGGAUCAUGUCCCUUCAUAAAAAUUGAACCUGGACCAGAUAUGCAGAUAAAGUGCAUCCACAUUGCAUUUGUCAUAGAUCCCUUAACCAACAAGGAAGCUGAAUUUUCUCUCGACCAAAGUUGCAUUGAUGUUGAAAAGUUGUUAUUGAGGGCUAUAUGUUGUAAUAAAUAUACUAGGCUUCUUGAAAUUCAAAAAGAAUUGAAGAAAAAUGUUCAAAUUUGUCGAGCGGCAGAUGAUGUUGUCCUUCAACAUAAUGUUGACGAGCCUGACGUCGACCAUAAAAAGAAGGAUAAAAUUCAUGAUCCCACUGUAUAUGAAGGACAAGAAAUAUUGCGUGUGCGUGCCUAUGGCUCAUCAUUUUUCACCCUUGGAAUAAACACAAGGAAUGGCCGUUUUCUUCUUCAGUCUUCACACAAUAUACUUGCACCCGCAUCACUGAAAGAUUGUGAGGAAGCUUUAAAUCAAGGAAGUAUGACAGCAGCUGAUGUUUUUAUAAGGCUGAGAAGCAAAAGCAUUCUGUAUUUAUUUGCAUCCAUUAGUAGGUUUUGGGGCCUUGAGGUAUAUGAAAAUGGUUUUUCUGCAGUUCGAUUGCCGAAGAACAUUUCAAAUGGUUCAUCCAUGUUACUGAUGGGAUUUCCAGAUUGUGGGAAUUCAUACUUUUUGCUAAUGCAGCUUGACAAGGAUUUCAAGCCCCAGUUUAAACUGCUGGAGACAAGGCCUGAUCCUUCUGGGAAAGCCCAUGGACUUGGUGACAUAAAUAAUGUGAUACGCAUGAAGAUAAUUGACAUUGAUCGGAUACAGAUACUUGAAGACGAGCUGAACUUAAGUUUGCUUGACUGGGGAAAGCUAUUGCCCCUUUUACCAAAUUCUGGCAAUAAUCAAACUUCUGAAAAUAGUCUUCUUUCUGAUAUUAGUCUUGAUGGUGCUCUGCAGAUUGCUGGAUAUCCCUCAUCCAGUUUUUCAUCUGUUGUUGAUGAUGUAUUUGAGUUGGAGAAGGGACCUCCCCCUGUACCUGCUUUUUCUGUUUCAAGUCUAUCUCAAUCUUUCAAUUCAUCUGCAUCUCAUUAUAGUUCUCUCUCUAAUAUUCAUAAUAUUAAAGGAGUUCCUUCUCCAAAGUGGGAAGUUGGUAUACAGCCAUCCCAGGGUAACAAUGUUGCAAAACUUUCAAAUAUUCCCUCGCACAGCAAUGGUUCCCUGUAUUCAUCUAGCAAUUUAAAGGGUGCAGUUCAUUCCACAUCUCUGGGUUCUCUUGCUUCUGGUCCUGGACGGGGUGCUGCAACCAGACGACUUUCAAAUUCAAAAUCUGAACAGGAUUUAACCUCCCUUAGAUUCCCAAAUCCUGUUGAGGUUAGUUCUUAUACUACAUUGGACGAUGAUAAUAUAAGUAUGCCAAAUGAUACAUCAAAGGAUGGGGUGUACGCAAAUAGGUCAUCUCGGCUAUUAUCUCCAUCUCAACAUGCUGGUCCUCGAAUCUCUGCUAGUAUAAAACCUAAUGGAUCCAGAAGUUCACCAACUGCAGCUCCAACAGGAUCUUUGAGGCCUUCAGGAUCAUGCUCGUCUGCGUCAACUCCCGUAUCCCAGAAUCAGGAUUCUUGCUCUAGUCCUGUGUAUGAUAGCAGUCUAAAAAAUGAUAAUUCUCGGAAGCGUACUGCUUCAGAUAUGCUGAACUUAAUCCCAUCACUUAAAGGUAUUGAUGUCUAUAAUGGAAUCCCUAAGAGAAGAAAGGUGUCGGAGUCGGCUAUAUUUAGUCAACCCUCAUCCCAGUUGCUUACAUCAAAAGAAAUGGUUCCCAGAACUCUAUACUGUUAUGGUAACCUUAUUGCUGAAGCCAACAAAGGCAUUGCACCUUCGAGUACAUAUGUCUCUGCUCUGCUUCAUGUAAUAAGGCAUUGUUCACUAUGUAUCAAACAUGCCAGACUUACCAGCCAGAUGGAUGCACUGGACAUUCCAUAUGUCGAAGAAGUUGGUCUAAGAAAUGCAUCAACAAAUAUAUGGUUCGGGCUUCCAUUUGCCAGAGGUGAUUCAUGGCAACACAUAUGUUUGCGACUUGGAAGACCAGGAACCAUGUGCUGGGAUGUCAAGAUACAUGACCAGCACUUCAGAGAUUUGUGGGAGCUUCAGAAGAAAAGCAGUACUGCUCCGUGGGGCUCCGACGUUCGAAUAGCAAAUACAUCUGACAAAGAUUCUCAUAUUCGUUAUGAUCCAGAAGGUGUUGUUCUCAGUUAUCAAUCAGUAGAGGCAGAUAGCAUAGAAAGGUUGGUGGCAGAUAUACGAAGACUCUCCAAUGCAAGAAUGUUUGCCAUUGGGAUGCGGAGACUGCUUGGGGUUAGAACAGAUGAGAAGCCAGAAGAGAGUGGUAUGACCUCAGAUGUUAAGGCACCAGUUGCAAAAGGUGCACCUGAUGCAGUGGAUAAGUUAUCCGAACAGAUGAGGAGGGUAUUUAGAAUUGAGGCAGUUGGAUUUAUGAGCUUGUGGUUUAGCUUUGGUUCUAGUGUGCUGGCACGUUUUGUUGUAGAGUGGGAAGCGGGUAAAGAGGGUUGCACUAUGCAUGUUUCCCCCGAUCAACUUUGGCCUCAUACGAAGUUUCUUGAAGAUUUUAUAAAUGGAGCUGAAGUUGCAUCCCUUCUGGAUUGCAUUCGUCUUACUGCUGGACCACUACAUGCUCUUGCAGCAGCAACCCGACCUGCACGAGCUGGUCCUGUUCCAACGCUUCCUGGCAUAGCUGCUGCUCCCUCUUCCCUUCCGAAACAUGGAGGAUAUACACCAACCCAGAGCGUUUUACCUAGCAGUACACUCACAAAUGCUGGCCAGAUUACCAAUGGCCCAGUGGGGAACACUGUUUCUUCAAAUGUUGCUGGCCCUCCUGCAAAUCAUAGCUUUCAUGGGGCUGCAAUGUUAGCUGCUGCUGGGCGUGGUGGGCCUGGAAUUGCUCCUAGUUCAUUGUUGCCAAUAGAUGUUUCUGUUGUGUUACGUGGUCCAUAUUGGAUAAGGAUAAUAUAUAGGAAACACUUUGCAGUUGAUAUGCGCUGCUUUGCAGGAGAUCAGGUGUGGUUGCAACCAGCAACGCCUGCCAAGGUCAACCCUUCAAUUGGAGGGUCAUUACCAUGCCCACAGUUCCGGCCAUUUAUUAUGGAGCAUGUUGCCCAAGAAUUAAAUGGCUUAGAACCAAACUUCCCAGGUGUUCAACAAACUGUUGGACUGUCAGCCCCAAACAAUCAGAAUCCAAAUUCGAGUUCACAGAUGACAGCUGCAAAUGGAAAUAGACUUAGUCUUCCUGGUUCUCCUGCUAUGUCUAGGGGAGGCAAUCAGGUGGCUAACAUAAAUCGUGUAGGUAAUGCUCUGUCUGGAUCCCCAAAUUUGGCUUCUGUGAGUUCGGGAUUGCCAUUACGGAGAUCGCCAGGAACAGGUGUCCCUGCACACGUGAGAGGUGAAUUAAAUACAGCUAUUAUUGGACUUGGAGAUGAUGGGGGGUAUGGAGGAGGUUGGGUUCCCCUUGUUGCUCUUAAGAAAGUUUUGAGAGGUAUUCUCAAGUACCUUGGAGUCCUUUGGCUAUUCGCCCAGCUUCCAGAUCUUCUGAAAGAGAUCCUAGGUUCAAUUUUGAGGGACAAUGAAGGUGCAUUGCUGAAUUUGGAUCCUGAGCAGCCUGCCUUGCGUUUCUUUGUGGGGGGGUAUGUAUUUGCUGUAAGCGUCCAUAGGGUUCAACUGCUUCUCCAAGUGCUUAGUGUGAAGCGUUUCCAUCAUCAACAGCAGCAGCAACAGCAGCCAAACUCCACUACAGCACAAGAGGAAUUGACACAAUCAGAAAUUGGUGAAAUAUGCGAUUAUUUUAGCCGUCGUGUUGCAUCUGAGCCUUAUGAUGCUUCUCGUGUUGCGUCUUUCAUCACUCUUCUCACCUUGCCAAUAUCAGUUCUAAGGGAAUUUUUGAAAUUGAUAGCAUGGAAAAAGGGAGUGGCCCAGGCACAGGGUGGAGAUAUUGCUCCUGCACAAAAACCCCGCAUCGAAUUGUGUCUUGAAAAUCAUUCCGGGUUGAGUAUAGAUGAGAACUCUGAAAGGUCGACAUCCAAAAGCAAUAUCCAUUAUGAUCGACAACACAAUUCCGUCGAUUUUGCUUUGACAGUUGUACUUGAUCCUGCUCAUAUACCUCACAUGAACGCAGCGGGAGGUGCGGCUUGGUUGCCAUACUGCGUCUCAGUGAAGUUGAAAUAUUCCUUUGGUGAAAACCCAGUUGUCCGUUUUUUGGGUAUGGAAGGAAGCCAUGGGGGUCGAGCGUGCUGGUUGCGCAUCGAUGACUGGGAAAAAUGUAAACAGAGGGUGGUUCGAACUGUUGAAGUGAGUGGGAAUUCAACUGGAGAUGUUAGCCAAGGAAGGUUGAGAAUCGUAGCAGAUAGUGUUCAAAGGACGUUACACUUGUGCCUUCAAGGACUGAGAGAGGGUAGUGAGAUAGCUGCAAUUGCAGGCUUGACGUCGUGAUGAGCAAAACGUACCAGACUUCCAUGUCAACGUUACUCGGUAUGUGAGAAUCAGUAUGCAUAAUUUUCACAUUGCCUAUGCCCUUUUCCAUUUACAAGCUCCAAAAUCUUGUUCGAGGAGAAAGCGUGCAAUGACGGAAAAGGAAGCAUUUCGUCAGGACAACGAUAACAGUUGUGAGAUACAGUUGGGAGGGACUUGUAACAUAAGACUUCAAUGGAGAUUUGGCUACACAUCUGGGGCAAGUUUUGAUCUAAUUAUCUGAUUUAGAAUUUCAGAUCUAUGCUAGUUUGAAUUGGUUCCAGAUCAAAACAAUGAUAUUAAGGCCUUAUGAUAUGUUUGGAACAUUGGAAAAUCAAUUUUUUGGCUCUGAUUUUGUAAAUAUCACACUAAUCAGGCAACUACCAUGUAAAUUUAUUAUGUCACACUUGUACACCUCCAUAGCCACUUUGCCUCAGCUGCUUCAGUCCAAUUCCCCUAGAAGAGAGUUUCCCCCAUGUUAUAUAAACUACUCAUUUUUUUAAUCUAAUAUUAAAGUUGUGGAAGAUGCCAUUAGCUCCUCCUACUUCAUUAUUCCUUUGACAA